This is a messenger RNA of Trichechus manatus latirostris (Florida manatee), 3791 nucleotides long. RefSeq names its product zinc finger protein 613 (gene ZNF613). Gene Ontology annotation, cellular component: nucleus. The record is from RefSeq and is a predicted model, not a curated record. The transcript has 6 exons. Gene Ontology annotation, biological process: regulation of transcription by RNA polymerase II. Bases 988 to 2769 code for a protein of 593 amino acids. Gene Ontology annotation, molecular function: RNA polymerase II cis-regulatory region sequence-specific DNA binding; DNA-binding transcription factor activity, RNA polymerase II-specific. NCBI's taxonomy places the organism in Eukaryota, Metazoa, Chordata, Mammalia, Sirenia, Trichechidae.
UAUUUCCCUUUGAGGGUGUGAACGCUAUAACCCCUGCCGUCACAGCUUCUCCAAACCCUUUUCUGCCCUCAAAGGUUUCUUCCUCCACGCCACUUUCAGCCAGACGUGUUUCCGGGGUAUUCGCCUAUCGGCCGUUCGUUCGCCUUUCCCUCCCCGGGAAAGCGUUUUCUUUUGUACGGACACGAGAACUUCAAAGAUGGCCACGCCCGCUAUGUUGUUUCCAAUCUUAUUUUGUACGAAGUGGAUAAUACCACGGCCAUCUUAGCUUUUCUCCGUAGCCCACUGAGGUGGACGUAGCCCGCGCCUAUGUUUGAUUUGUGUAAGCUCGAACCUUUGAAAAUUUUUGCAAUUUGCGCGGCAUCGUUGGUGAAACUUCCAGCCUCGCGGCGAAGGGGUUAAGGUGCCAUGAUUUGAAAAUUUUUGCAAUUUGCGCGGCAUCGUUGGUGAAACUUCCAGCCUCGCGGCGAAGGGGUUAAGGUGCCAUGAAAUGGAGUAGUUUCGGUGGCUCUUCAUCGCUCCGUGACAUCCCUGGCUACUGAGGCAAGUACAGGCACACUAUCUCUUGUACGUCAGUAUUGAAAGAUGGCCGCCCCCAAGGAGCCAAGGCGAGGAGGGCGCGGUCUUAUUACCUCAUUCGGAAAUGCCGGAUAUCCAAUUGUCCUUGUUCCUAGACACACCUGUCGCUCUCAUCCGCCGCGGUAGACUGGCUCCGAGAGUAACCAGCGGGCAGAAGUGGAAAAAUUCACGAAGUGCGUGCGGCCUCCGGGAGGUCGCAGUGGGGUCACGAGAGAAUCAGCCACGGGUCCUGGCUCCAAGAGCACGACACAUCAAGGAAAGUAAGGUGGAGGUUCCAGGACUUGUAUAUCUUCAUUUAUGGGGACAACCUUGACUGGAGGCUGAGAUCUUUAACCAGAAAUUUAGGGCAAAUCAAGAGAGACUAAAAACACACUAUCCUAGUUACUGGCAAUCUCAUGAUAACAGAAGAAAAUGAUCAAGAACCAGGAAUCACUGACGUACAGGGAUGUGGCUGUGGAUUUCACCUGGGAGGAGUGGCAGCUCCUGGACACUGCUCAGAAGGACCUGUACAGGGAUGUGAUGUUGGAGAACUUUAGCAACCUGGUGUCAGUGGGGUUUCAAGCUGGCAAGCCAGAUGCACUCUCCAAGCUGGAACGAGGAGAAGAACCAUGGACAGUAGAAGAUGAAAUCCAAAGACAAGCCCGUUCAGCAUAUUCCGAUGACAUCAAGUCCCAGUUAAUCAUAUUACCUCUGGUAUAUGAUGGAAAUUUCUCUUCUGUCAAGAAUCUACAAGAUAUGGCAUCAUCUUGGCAUCAUUUUCCUGACCUCUCUGACCUUGGUAGAGAGGAAAUCGAGAAAGUUGAUGAUUAUCUGCAGGGGCACUUGCAAAACCAAAGAUGUCUGAAGAGAAUGGAACACUGCCAGGGACAUAAUGUAUUUGGAAAUAUUGUUUAUCAGAGGAAAAGUCAUUUUCCUUUAAGGCAAAAUCAUGAUAUAUUUGACUUAUGUGGAAAGACAUUGAAAUCAAAUUUAUAUUUAGUCAACCAGAGCAGAAGCUUUGAAGUAAAGAAGCCUCAUAAGGCUAAUGGAGGUGGGAAAUCCUUUCUCCAUACUAAACAUGAACAAUUUCAUCCUGAAAUUAAAUUUCCUGAAUGCGGAAAACCCUUGAACACAAAGUCACAAUUCAUUAAGCAUCAAAGAACUCACAAGAUAGAUAAACCUCAUGUAUGCAGUGAAUGUGGGAAAGCCUUCAUCAAGAAGUCUCGCCUCAUUGAUCAUCUGAGAGUUCAUACAGGCGAGAAACCUCAUGGAUGCAGUGUAUGUAGGAAAGCAUUCGCCAGAAAGUCCAGGCUCACUGAACAUCAGAAAAGUCAUAUAAGAGAGAAACAUUAUGCAUGCACUGAAUGUGACAAAACCUUUCCCAAGAAGUCACAGCUAAUUAUUCAUCAGACAGCUCAUACAGGAGAGAAACCGUAUGUAUGUAAUGAGUGUGGAAAAGACUUCGUCAAGAAGUCUCGGCUCAUUAAUCACCAGAGAGUUCACACAGGAGAGAAACCUCAUGGAUGUAGUAUAUGUGAGAAAGCAUUCGCCAGAAAGUCCAGGCUCAUUGAACAUCAGAGAACUCACACUGGAGAGAAACCAUAUGAAUGCACAGAAUGUGACAAAGCCUUCCGCUGGAAAUCACAGCUCAAUGCGCAUCAGAAAACUCAUACUGGAGAGAAAUCUUAUAUAUGCAGUGAUUGUGGAAAGGGCUUCAUUCAGAAGGGCAAUCUCAUUGUACAUCAGCGAACGCAUACUGGAGAGAAACCGUAUAUAUGCAGUGAAUGUGGAAAAGGCUUCAUCCAGAAGGGCAAUCUUCUUAUACAUCAACGAACUCAUACUGGAGAGAAACCAUAUGUAUGUGGUGAAUGUGGGAAAGGCUUCAGCCAGAAGACUUGCCUCAUAUCUCAUCAGAGAUUUCACACAGGAAAGACUCCCUUUGUAUGCACUGAAUGUGGAAAAUCCUGCUCACACAAGUCAGGUCUCAUUAACCAUCAGAGAAUUCACACAGGAGAGAAACCGUAUAUAUGCAGUGACUGUGGGAAAGCUUUUAGAGAUAAGUCGUGCCUCAAUAGACAUCGGAGAACUCAUACAGGAGAGAAACCCUAUGGAUGCUCUGAUUGUGGGAAAGCUUUCUCCCACCUGUCAUGCCUUGUUUAUCACAAGGGAAUGCUGCACGCAAGAGAGAAAUGUAUCGGUUCAGUCAAGGUGUAAAAUUCUUUCUCAAAGAGUCAUACCUCCUCACAUACAAGUGAUCUCAUUCAGGAGAAAAACCCUGUUAAUACAGUGACUGUGCAGAUGCUAUCUGCAGUAGCUCAGACAUCAUUAAACAUAGAUGGGCCCCUAGCAGAUAAGAAUAUAGUCCUUUUGGGACAGCCUGUUGCCAGAUGUUCGCCCUCAAAAGAUAAUACAAUUUGCACAGGAGAGAAACCUUAUGAAUGCAGUGACUGUGGUAGUGCCUUCAGAGAUCAGUUACAUCACAUUUCAUGUCAUCAAAAACACACAGGAAUAAACUAUGAUGUAUUCAAAGUGGAAAAGCCUUGGUUGAUAAGUGCAUACUGAGAGAAAUCGUGUGAAUGCAGAGACUGAGAAAGCUUAUUGUGGGAAGAUAGACCCUAUCCUUGGUGAUCAUCAUAGAUCAUCAGUGAGCUCAUAGUGGGUAGAUUUAUAAUGACCAUGGAAAAGCCCCUGCCCAGAAAUAAGACUUAAAUAGGUAUCAGAGAGACGCACAGGAGAGAAACUUGGAAGGCUGUAAAUAUGGCUGGGUUGUCCAUAGUUCAUUCUGCCUCAUCGAUUGUCAGAAGAAAUUAUAUAGAAAUGAAACUCUGAGCACAUUAAUUGAAACAUCUUCAGCAAAAUAUCAGAGAACUCAUGAAGAAGAGAAUCCCUGUGAAAAUUAUGUUUUAGAGAAAUCUAUCACAAGUCUAACCUCAUUAUAUAUCAGAUAAUACACAUGAUGUUCAUUUUAGAACAAUAUACAUCGAAUCACACUCCUAGAUGCCAUGUCAGUGACUGCUAUAAUUCAAAGGAGGUAGUCUGUGUUUCACAUAACUGGUUAAAGUUCUAGCAUAUAAAAUGAUCCCCCAGCCUCCUUUUUUGAAUGAAUCUUCUGUGCCCACUGUGAUGCGAUGGAUCACUUUUAUAUGCCUUUCUCACCAUGGUCUUGUAACUCCCACCAGAUGAUUGGAUGCUUGUUGUUAGGUGCUAUCAAGUCAGUUCUAACUCAUAGCCACCCU